CAGGGAGCUGGGAGGCGAGAAGCCGGGCGCGCGGGGCUCAGUCGGGGGGCGGCGGCGGCGGCGGCUCCGGGUAUGGCCGCGGCUCCGCUGCUGCUGCUGCUGCUGCUCGUGCCCGUGCCGCUGCUGCCGCUGCUGGCCCAGGGCCCGGGGGGGGCGCUGGGAAACCGGCAUGCGGUGUACUGGAACAGCUCCAACCAGCACCUGCGGCGAGAGGGCUACACGGUGCAGGUGAAUGUGAACGAUUAUCUGGAUAUUUACUGCCCCCACUACAACAGCUCGGGGGUGGGCCCCGGGGGCGGGGCGGAGCAGUACGUGCUGUACAUGGUGAGCCGCGCCGGCUACCGCACCUGCAACGCCAGCCAAGGCUUCAAGCGCUGGGAGUGCAACCGCCCGCACGCCCCGCACAGCCCCAUCAAGUUCUCGGAGAAGUUUCAGCGCUACAGCGCCUUCUCGCUGGGCUACGAGUUCCACGCCGGCCACGAGUACUACUACAUCUCCACGCCCACCCACAGCCCGCACUGGAAGUGUCUGAGGAUGAAGGUGUUCGUCUGCUGCGCCCCCACAUCGCACUCCGGGGAGAAGCCGGCCCCCACCCUCCCCCAGUUCACCAUGGGCCCCCAUGUGAAGAUCAACGUGCUGGAGGACUUUGAGAGGGAGAAUCCCCAGGUGCCCAAGCUUGAGAAGAGCAUCAGCGGGACCAGCCCCAAGCGGGAACGCCUGCCCCUGGCAGUGGGCAUCGCCUUCUUCCUCGCGACGCUCUUGGCCUCCUAGCUCUACCCGCUCCCUUGGCGGGGAGACAUGGGGCUGGGAAAGGGCAGGGAGACUUUGGUCUCUCCGAGAGAAGCCUAGCUGUGGGGCCUGGACCCCUGCUCCGGUGGCUGGAAGCGGGGUCUGCACCAUACAUCUGUGCCCGUGCCCUUUGCCCCCUCUCUCCCCUCGUGGGGCACUGUAGUGGACCAGACACAGGGACAGCCACGGGUCCCGGGUGGCCUGUGGCUCUGGUACCUUUCUCUGACCCCGGUACCCUCCCCUGUUGUCACCACCGGAGACAAAUAUGCCCCAGAGAGAGCAGA
Neomonachus schauinslandi (Hawaiian monk seal) is the source of this 1073-nucleotide messenger RNA. It is a transcript of the gene EFNA3, whose product is annotated as ephrin A3. Gene Ontology annotation, biological process: ephrin receptor signaling pathway; axon guidance. Gene Ontology annotation, molecular function: ephrin receptor binding. Lineage: Eukaryota; Metazoa; Chordata; Mammalia; Carnivora; Phocidae. The record is from RefSeq and is a predicted model, not a curated record. Gene Ontology annotation, cellular component: plasma membrane.